Molecule: messenger RNA, 4034 nt
Organism: Scophthalmus maximus (turbot)
Lineage: Eukaryota; Metazoa; Chordata; Actinopteri; Pleuronectiformes; Scophthalmidae
Product: actin-binding LIM protein 3
Exons: 23
Coding region: 695-2794 (699 amino acids)
Biological process (GO): cytoskeleton organization; cilium assembly; lamellipodium assembly
Cellular component (GO): actin cytoskeleton; stress fiber
Molecular function (GO): actin filament binding
Source: RefSeq, a predicted model, not a curated record
CCAGGACCAAGACCAACAAAACCGGACGCGCUCAAUGGAGUUCAGCCCUCAUUAGUUGUAGUUGGUUUGUGCGUUUUCCUACUGCCGUGAAGAAAAUAAUAAAAAAAAAAGAACUCAAAACGCAGCGUGCCAACAGAGUUACACGUUGCAUUCUGGAGUCCGGACGCUGUUCGGCGCCCUCGCACCGUGAAAGCACUCGGUCCGUCCUGUGGUCCGACAGCUUUGACUCUGAAACUCCCACCACCGGGCAUUUCCAGCCUUCGCAGCGGCGCGCACAGGCACGCAGGCGUCCCCGGGAGCGCACGGAGUCACGGACUGCGUCGUGGAGGAAUGGACUCCUCUGCGCCGCGCCAGAGGACCGCCGGGUGCGUGCUGUGUUGGGCUGGGAGCGGCAGGAGCUGAAGGCUUGAGGAGGAGGAGGAGGAGGAGGAGGAGGAGGAUGGUCGCGUCCGUUUCCAUCUAAUUCCUGCCUUUACGCAUGGUGGAGAGGUACAGUGCAGUCCGCCGCCUGGCUCUGUAAUCCGCCCGUCGGGAGGAGCAGGGAAAGCCCUGCCCAGACGGAGGCAGCGAGAGGGGAGGGAGAGUUUCAAGUCGAGAGAGUUGACAGGAGGAGGACUUGGUCAUAUCAGCUGCUGGAAACCGAAAUCAAGUGACUUGUUGGAGGAGGAUCCUUCAAACUGUUCCUCUUGGCACCAUGAGUGGACCCACAAAUGUUCAGUACCAGUCUGGUGUGUACGGAGGAAACAACAACAACAGCAGCUCUCCUCUCUGCAGCCGUGGAAAUUCACCCAUCGUGUGCGAGCGCUGUGGGGAGGUUUGUCGCGGCGAGGUCGUGCGCGUCAAGAACACACACUUCCAUGUUCAAUGCUUCACCUGCCAAGUGUGUGGCUGCGACUUGGUGCACUCGGGUUUCUUCCACCACUCUGGAGAGUACAUCUGUACCGAGGACUACCAGCGGCUCUACGGGACGCAGUGCGACAGCUGCGACCAGUACAUCACCGGAGAGGUGGUGUCCGCCCUGGGCCGGACGUACCACCCGCACUGCUUCGUCUGCAGCAGCUGCAGGAGUCCGUUCCCAAUUGGCGACAGGGUGACCUUCUGUGGGAAGAAGUGUGUGUGUCAGCAGUGCUCACACUCUCUGAACAGCGACAAGCCCGUCAAGGUCCACGGACCGAGCUACUGUGCAGGCUGCGGCGAGGAGAUCAAACAGGGUCAGUCUCUGCUGGCGCUGGAGAGACAGUGGCAUGUCAGUUGUUUCAAAUGUGGUACGUGCGGCUGCGCGCUCACUGGAGAGUACAUCAGCAAGGACGGGAUACCUUACUGUGAGGCCGACUACCACACACAGUUCGGGAUCAGGUGCGAGACCUGUAACAGGUACAUCAGCGGCAGAGUACUGGAGGCUGGAGGGAAACACUACCACCCCAGCUGUGCCAGGUGUUCGCGCUGUCACAUGAUGUUCGGGGAAGGAGAGGAAAUGUACCUUACAGGUUCAGAGGUCUGGCACCCCAUGUGUAAAGAAGCAGCUCGGCUCCAGAGAAAACUGAGGCAGCUGCGACGCACCUCUGAGACGGCGUCCAUUUCUCCUCCGGGCUCCUCUCCUCUCCUCGGCUCCCCGCACCGGCUCAUCUGUUCUAAGGCUGAUGGGGAUGAUUUGGACUACAAGCAGCUGGCGGCUCUGCCCAGGGUCAAAGCCGUAUAUGAGAUCCAGCGGCCUGACAUCAUCCCUUAUCAGUCCGACCAUGCGCGCACACACCUCUCGGAUGACACUCUGGAGGGACUCAGCUGUGGACAGUCGUUGGGCUCCUUAUCGCCGUACUCUCAUGAUGUUUUGGACAGUGUGGAGUUGAGAACGAGGCGUUCCUCCAGCUCUGCCUUCACUGACUCCCCUGCACACAGUCGCCACGGAGGUUCCCCACUGCAUUUUUAUCUCCCCGGCAGUGAGAGUGGCAGGAGUUCGCCAUAUUACACUCAGCCAGAGCCCACGUGUGCUACACCCACCGCCACGAACCAAGCCCCCAAGCAUUUCCAUGUGCCAGCUUCUGAAGAAUCCAACAUCUACAGGAAACCCCCCAUCUAUAAGAGACAAGACUUCUCCGCCUCUGCAACAGUCAAUAAGAGUAAGACCAAUGAGAAUCUCAUCAAUUCCAGUUGCCUUUCUCCCUCCAGCUGUAACAGCGCUUAUCACCCAGACUCCAACUACUACCCAUAUACUGGCUCUCCAAAAGUCUCCAGAGUGAGGAGGUUUUCAGCUGGAGGGGAGGAGGACGGAUGGAAUCACAAUAUCAACAGGGGGAUUGGCAGGAUGAUCCUGAAGGAGGAGAUGAAGGCGCGGUCUGGUUGUCACGACAAUGACCAGUGGGGGAGCAGACGCAGUUCCCGCUGUAGCAGCAAGGAGGCGCUGAACAAUGUGGAAUACAGCUCCCUCAAUGGCUCUCCCAGGUCCGUCUGCAGUAUAGACAGCGACUCAUACAUCGCCAAGUCAUCCUCAUUACCAGGCUACGGCAAAAAUGGAAUAAACAGGCAGCCCGGGAGUGCCGGAGCAGAUUAUUACCAGUAUGACAGCGGUAAUGCAGUCAAUUGGCAGAUCAGAGAAUACAAGAUCUACCCGUAUGAAGCCCUGAUGGUGUCAGUCAGAGGGAAGCAGCGUCUCCCCAGUGACGCGGACCGAGCCAGACUGGAGCGUCACCUCUCACCAGAGGAUUUCUUCAGAGUCUUUGGCAUGUCCAUGUCUGCCUUUGACCGCCUCGCUCAAUGGAAAAAGAACGAACUCAAGAAACAGGUCCGACUCUUUUGAGAAAAUUUAGUCAGCAGGGACCGUCUGACUAACUCCAGGCCCUACUGCCAGCAGUGUGCUUUAAACAGUAGCCUCCACAAAGGCCUACUGACCCCAGACUGACUUUGUGUCUCCGUGGAAGAGGAACUGGCUGAAAUGAAAAGGUCUCUCUUCAAUUGAGAUGGCAAGAGGAGAACUUACUUGGACCUGUGGCGUGUACUUUGACAUUACCUGGCGUGUACUUUGAGCACAAUGUAUGAAGUCAGCCAACUGGCCAAAUUAGAGGAAAUACUGGGACACGAGAGCAAAUAUUUCCAGAGUCAGCAGACGAGUCCACACUGGACCUGAAAAAGAAAAAUGAGAAGAGGGGGGAGUUGGCUGCUUCUCCCUGCCCUACCAGCAGAUGUCAGUGUGUUAACAUGAUUAGCAGGGUGGCAGACUGAUCUCCCCCAGUACACAAUAAACUGAGUUUCUGCCACUUUACAGUUCGGUUGAAAUGCUGCCUUGAAGACAAACUGGUGCGAUAUAAAAAAAUAUAUACAUUUUUAUGUCAAAAACACAGAUACUAUACAAAGUGGUUCAUAAGCUGAUAAGACAUGUAGAUGAAGGUUACUGAGUGUGAUGGACACAGUGUUUUUAUAAUAUCAAUGAAAACAAAGCUUUUCUUUUUUAAUUGCUGGCAUGUGUUUGAUUUGAAUAUUUGAAGCCAUAUCAGUAUUUAAAAGUAAAUUCCAAUGACAUGAGUAGAUUGUUCAGUUUACAGAAGUGUUUUUUCAAACAAGAACACAUGAUGUGACGGUUAGAUGUGAAUGAACUGUGUCAUUGGUGUGAGCUCAGACAUCUUAGUUAAGUUUAGAAAAUCAGGUUUUAGUACGAUACACACGGUAAAAUAAGAUAUUUUUCUGUCACUGGUUUUAUUUAAGGAAAUACAUUUUUUGUCAUUUCAUUUCCAUUAGAAGCCAGCUGAAAAGAGAAUAAAUACAAACUGUAAACUGAGGGAAGUGAAUAGGACGAGGUGAACGAAGGAAGGAUAAGAGAAAAGGAGGAAGUAACAUGGGAAAGAAUAUUUGAAGGGAUAAACAAAGACAUGCAAAUGGCAAAGGAGUGCACACAAGUGUGUGUGUGUACACCACAUUAAUUGUGCGAAACUUUAAUUUUCAAGUCCACAAUCUAACUUAUUUUUGAAAUUAUUGGACUAACAAGUAUAAUUUAUAACCCUGUGUCUGUCACUCAAACGUCUCAAUAAAUUAUUUAAAUAUCA